Molecule: messenger RNA, 1489 nt
Organism: Cariama cristata (Red-legged seriema)
Lineage: Eukaryota; Metazoa; Chordata; Aves; Cariamiformes; Cariamidae
Gene: MTRF1
Product: mitochondrial translational release factor 1
Exons: 9
Coding region: 18-1385 (455 amino acids)
Biological process (GO): translational termination
Molecular function (GO): translation release factor activity
Source: RefSeq, a predicted model, not a curated record
GAAAUAUAAGAAACAAAAUGAGACCUUUCCAAAGCGUCUAUCUUUUCAAGAGCCUGCUUGCCAGUUGCUACUGUCAUGGUCAACUUCACAGCUGUCUUCUCCCUCCUGUUGCAAAGAAGAUAGGUUACAUGGUGGGACUGCACAACUGUGGAUUUUGGAGGCCAAAAUCUUUAUUGGACACAGCUAGAUUCACUCUGUCUUUUAACAGUCAGCAUAGGAAAAAACAUCAGGAUUCUCGAGCAUUGUGGAAGCAUGAGGCUGUGCAGAAGUAUCUGGAGACUCUAAGCAAGGAAUACCAGCAGGUUAGUCAUCUGUUAAAUGUUGACUCAAUAAAUGACUUUGAGCAAAGAACCCUGAGGAGGCGAUGUGCCAAUCUGUCCCCUAUUGCAGCUGCAUUUCAAGAAAUCAAAGAGGCUGAAAGAGAAGUUCAGGAGUUAGAAGCUAUGUGCAGAGAGCUAGACAACAGAGAUGAGAAACAACUUCUAGAGCUUGCCUUAGAAGAGAAGGAAACCCUGGAUAAAAAAAUCAACAUGUUGUGCAGAAAGCUUUUCCAGCUUCUAGUGCCAAAGGAAAAAUAUGAUAGAAGUCCUGUCAUAUUAGAAGUGACAGCUGGCAGAACAACAGGAGGAGACAUCUGCCAACAGUUCACUAAAGAAAUGUUUGAGAUGUACCAGAACUAUGCAGAUUAUAAACGUUGGACCUUCGACAUUGUGAACUAUACACCAGCUGAGAUAGGUGGCUUGCAUCAUGCCGCUGCUCAUAUUUCGGGAGAUGAUGUCUACAAGCAUCUGAAAUACGAAGGAGGGACUCAUCGAGUCCAGCGAAUCCCUGAGACGGGCCUGUCAUCAAGAAUGCAGCGUAUUCAUACUGGGACAAUGUCAGUUAUUGUCCUUCCUCAGCCAGAGGAGGUUGAUGUUAAAGUGGAUCCCAAAGAUUUGCGAAUAGAUACAUUCAGGGCCAAAGGAGCUGGAGGGCAACAUGUUAACAAAACUGAUAGUGCUGUGAGAAUUCUGCACCUCCCCACAGGACUAGCAGUUGAGUGCCAGCAGGAGCGAUCACAGCAGAUGAACAAGGAAAUAGCUCUGCGGACACUGAGAGCAAAGCUGUACCAGCAGAUCAUUGAAAAACAACUAAAUCAAGAGCAGAGUGCCAGAAAACUGCAGUUGGGAACAAGAGCCCAGUCAGAGAGAAUUCGCACUUAUAACUUCACCCAGGACAGAGUCACUGACCACAGGAUCUUGUAUGAUGCACGCAAUAUCAAGGAAAUUCUGAGUGGGAAAGAAGCACUGGAUAAGCUCAUCAACAGACUACUGGAGUUUGCAGAGAUAGAGGCUGUCACUGAAUAUCUAGAAAAUUUGCAGACUUUAGAAGGAGGAGGCUGCUGAAGACCUUGUGUAGAGUUGAAGCAGAAAUGUUAUGUUCUGUAGCAAAAUGAAACAGGUGCAUUUCUUAGAUAGUAGGUUGAUUAAAAUCCAUGUUUCUAUUUUUC